AUGCGCUCAAAGAGCCGGCGGCGGCGACGAGUUCUCAAGCCGAACAUGGAGAAACGGCUAAGCGAGACGGUGCCGAUGAGCAAAUUACAUGAGGAUCAGGCUGUACUUUACACGACGAUAUUCGUUGGAAAUCCUCCACAGCCACUGGACGUUCAGGUGGAUACAGCGUCUUCCUCUACUACGUUUAUACCCACGUCUCGUGGUGUAAAAAUUGCAUAUGGUGAUGGGACAGGUGUUGGUGGAGUCGUCUCGAAAGAUACAGUCUCCGUUGGAGACUUUGUUGUACACAACCAAACUCUCAUUGCGGUCGAGAGUGUACAAGGACAGUUCGACACUGCCGGUGUAUUUGGACUCGGCUGGCCGACACUCUCGACCUCACGAGGGAACCCAUGGUGGAUCAAUGCAAUCGACCAGUUUGACGAGCCUGAAUUUGGGCUAUACCUGACCUCACCAACCAACGUGACCAUUGCACCUGCCGGACAACUUACUCUCGGUGGACGGAAUGAAUCACUCCUUGACGGCGAGCCGCAGUUUGUACGGCUACUGGAGCAGAGCUUUUGGGCCGUUCCGCUGACGCAAGUCACUGUGACCACCAAUUCAAGUUCAGCUACCAAUACCGCGUCGACAUCUUCAUCAAGUGCGACUGUUAGUCUUGCCGGCGACGACGCUGUGGCUAUCCUAGAUUGUGGGAGCGAGCUCAUCUACGGACCGACGGUAUAUGUAGAUGCGGUCUACGCGAGCAUCGAAGGAGCUGUGAAGAAUGAAGCCGAUGGAGACGAUGAUGAUGGAUGGCUUUUGCCAUGUGAUACUAGAGCAAGCUUGGUCUUCUCAUUUGGGACCGUAGAUGUGGUUCUCCCUUCGUCCCUUCUGGUUCAGCCCUCGCCUAUUGCACAAUCUCCGGCGACCAGCACAAGUAGGACGAGUACGAGUGCGACUCCAAGUACGACAGCGCGGAGAUACUGUUCUGGAACUCUUGUUGGUGACAAUGAUGCUUCGACAACAAACGGUGCUUCUCCUGCGUGGAUCCUCGGACACGCGUUUCUCAAAGCGACCUAUACUGUCUUCCGCAAAGGGACGUCACCGAGUGUAGGAUUGCAAAGCUCAAAAGUGGCUACUCAACUUCUUCGAAUGGUGGGGAUGGGAUUGGGAAUGCGGGCGUGGGCGAAGAGGUUGUGA
Molecule: messenger RNA, 1176 nt
Organism: Serendipita indica DSM 11827
Lineage: Eukaryota; Fungi; Basidiomycota; Agaricomycetes; Sebacinales; Serendipitaceae
Source: the annotation of a GenBank genome assembly